Messenger RNA from Cherax quadricarinatus, 693 nucleotides. NCBI's taxonomy places the organism in Eukaryota, Metazoa, Arthropoda, Malacostraca, Decapoda, Parastacidae. The record is from RefSeq and is a predicted model, not a curated record.
AUGGAAGUUGGACAAGAACACACCAAGCUGAUAAAAGAUAUGCAACUAAGCCAUGAUGGUAUGAUGCUGAUCACUGCUAGUAAAGACACGACUGCACGUCUUUGGGACUUAGCCACUCUUGAACCUCUAAAAAUGUACAAGACAGACAGACCUGUCAACUCUGCUUCAAUAUCUCCUCUAGUAGAUACAUAUCCUCAUGUUGUCAUGGGUGGUGGUCAGGAAGCAAUGGACGUUACAACAACAUCGUCUAGAAUUGGCAAGUUCGACGCACGCUUCUUCCACCUUGUAUUUGAAGAAGAAUUUGCUCGCGUAAAAGGUCAUUUUGGUCCUAUUAACUCUAUAUCAUUUCACCCUAAUGGAAGAGGGUAUGCCAGUGGAGGAGAAGAUGGAUAUGUUCGGGUACAUGUGUUUGAUGAUGCUUAUUAUCAAUUUAAAUUUGAUUUCUAAUAAGAUCAGAUAUUGUUAAACUCAGCAAUAAAGAAGGCCAGAUAAAAACUUUAUAGCCUUCAUUUUACAGCACUCCUUAUUAGGGAGAUUGAAGAGCAGAUUGAUCUACCACAUACCCAGGAAAGUGUAUAAGGUAGGUAUAUCAUUUGUAUGUAAAUUGGAAGUUAAUACGUAUUUAGAUUUUGUAUGAUCCAAAUGAAAUCAUCUCUUAUAUUAUUAUUCCUGAAUAAAUGUAAUUUCAGAAGA